This is a messenger RNA of Trypanosoma theileri, 1512 nucleotides long. RefSeq names its product polyol:NADP oxidoreductase. Gene Ontology annotation, molecular function: oxidoreductase activity, acting on the CH-OH group of donors, NAD or NADP as acceptor. NCBI's taxonomy places the organism in Eukaryota, Euglenozoa, Kinetoplastea, Trypanosomatida, Trypanosomatidae. Gene Ontology annotation, biological process: mannitol metabolic process. The transcript has a single exon. Bases 1 to 1512 code for a protein of 503 amino acids. The record is from RefSeq and is a predicted model, not a curated record.
AUGGAGCUAAACAACCGCACAAUGAAGGACAUUCCUUCGCACGUGGAGCCGUUCGGGUUUGACCGGAGUAAGGUGACUCCGGGUAUCAUGCACUUCGGCGUUGGGCAGUUCUGCCGCGGCCAUCUGAUGUUGUUCGUACGUGAUAUUCUCCGCCUCUCCGCGAAAGAGGGUGGCCGUUACAAUGACUGGGGCGUGGUGGGCGUGAAUGUACCGGCAGGGCCAAGGGAAAAACAGAUGGAGGUGGACUUCAAGAAACAGGACUGUCUGUAUACAUUCACAACACUUUCCACCGAAGGGGAGGCGAAGCAUUACUUAAUGGGAUCCAUGCUGGAUUACAUGUACGCCCCAGAAGAACAGGCGAAGGUGCUGCGCAUGUUGAAGGAUCCACGUAUUAAGAUUAUCUCCCUCACCAUCACAGAAGGUGGUUACAACAUUGAUGAGAAGAAGGGCGUCUUUGAUCUCAAAAAUCGUGACGUACAACACGACAUUUGCAACCCACAAGCACCCAAAACCGUAUUUGGUUACAUUGUGGAGGGACUUCGCCGCCGCCGCGAGGCGGGUGUGCCGCCAUUCACAAUCAUGUCAUGUGAUAACUUGCGACAUAACGGUGAAGUGGCAAAGAAGGCCGUUCUCGGCUACGCAAAGGCUGUAAACCCGGAGUUGGCUGCGUGGAUUAAAGCAAACGUGAAGUUUCCAAACAGCAUGGUAGACCGCAUCACACCCGCCACCACCCCUGACAAGCGUGAGGAACUAAACAAGAUGACAGGCAUUGCCGAUCGCGAGCCAGUUGUGGGGGAGGACUUCUAUCAAUGGGUGAUUGAAGAUAAAUUCAACAAUGGCGUGCGGCCACCGUGGGAUCGUGUGGGGGUUACAUUCUCAACAGAUGUUCCCGGUUAUGAAAACGCCAAGGUGCGUAUUCUGAACUCCUCACAUAUCCUUCUCAGCUUCCCUGCACUCCUGCUGGGUAUGACGUACAUCCAUGAGGGCAUGUGUGAUCCGGAUAUUUACCGAUUGGUGAAUGAGGCACUGGAGAAGAAUGUUCUUCCAACACUACGUGUACCCGACGGUGUGGAUAUUGUGCAGUACAAGGAUAAAAUUCUAUCACGCUUUAAGAAUGCUGGUAUUGGCGAUCAACUCCUUCGUGUGGCCGGUGAUGGCUGCUCUAAGGUCCAAGUCUUCUGGACGGAAAACGUUACGGCUGUUCUCCGCAAGAGAAUGGAUCCCUCUCUCUUUGCUUUUGGCAUUGCGGCCUAUCUGGAGAUGUUGCGCGGCAAGGAUGAGAAGGGCAAUGAGAUUCCCAUCUUUGAGCCAACUCUGCCAAAGGGAUAUGAGAAACUUGUGCGAAGCAGUGAUUUGGCCGCCGCCCUGCAGCUCCCCGCCUUUGACUCGUGGCGGUCCAUGGACCACGCACAGCUGGACCGGGAUGUCGUGAUGUUCCGCCAGAUUAUACGGAAACGCGGGGUGCGUGCGGCCAUGCCGUGGAGGGUGAAGAAGCAUAAGGCACACAUGUAG